Molecule: messenger RNA, 2631 nt
Organism: Erythranthe guttata (spotted monkey flower)
Lineage: Eukaryota; Viridiplantae; Streptophyta; Magnoliopsida; Lamiales; Phrymaceae
Source: RefSeq, a predicted model, not a curated record
AUGCAUUUCUUUGCAGCUUUCUCUCUCUCGCUACUAAUUAGUUUUUUUCUCUCACCGUGCAAUGCACAGACAAAUAAUACAACCUUUCGAGUUGGUGUCAUUCUUGAUGCCGAUUCACUAGUCGGCCGAAUAGGCAAUACCAGCUUGUCUCAAGCACUCUCCGAUUUUUAUUCAACUCACUCAAAUUAUUCGACAAGAAUUGUGCUUAAUGUAACUGAUUCAAGAGGACAAGUCACCGAUGCUGCAGAUAGAGCUCUAUAUUUGUUGAAGGAUGUAAAAGUCAAUGCAAUAAUCGGUCCUCAAGAAACUGCACAAGCAAACUUUGUAAUCGGUCUUGGAGAUGCAGCAAAAGUGCCGAUCGUUUCUUUUUCCGCAACGAGUCCGUCUCUCCAUUACCAAACUCCAUUUUUCCUUCAAACAGCCAUCGACGACGCUGAUCAAGUCGAUGCUGUUGCCGCCAUAGUUAAGUACUUCAAAUGGUCUCAAGUUGUUCUCGUUUACGAAGACUCAGAUUACGGCAUUAGCCUUACUCCGUACCUUUCGAAUGCAUUCCAACAAGUGAACGCUCGAGUUUCAUACAGAAGCACUAUCCCUAUCUCGGCAACUAACGAUUUCAUCCUUCAAGAGCUGUACAAGAUGAAAACUAUGCAGACACGGGUUUUUGUGGUGCAUACUACGAGCGGUCUUGCUUCUAGAAUCUUCUUGAAAGCAAAGGAAGCAGAAAUGAUGAGCGAAGGCUAUGUGUGGAUCGUAACCAGCGGUAUCGUGAAUUUGUUUUAUUCAUUGGAUUCAAAAGUUGUAGAGUCUAUGCAGGGAGUUCUCGGUGUAAAACCCCUCGUUCCAAUAUCGACUAAACUCGGAGAAACGAGCCUUUACGGGCUGUGGGCAUAUGAUACUUUGUGGGCAUUGGCUUUGGCUGCCGAGAAAGUUGGAUUUACGAAGCAGCCGAGUUCUUCCCCAAACACAACCACACUGUUUAUUAACGAAACAUCAUUAACAGGUCCGAAACUCCGUGCAGCAAUGUUGGAAACUGAAUUCGAAGGACUUGCCGGGAAAUUCAAAUUGGUCGACAGUAAACUAAAGUCGUCUUCUUUCCAGAUACUAAGUAUAAACAUAGAGGGGCUGAGAGAAGUUGGAAUAUGGACUCCGUUAAGUGAAACGAACGCAAACAUGACGGGUUUUUCGGGUGAGAAGUUGGAGAAUAUUGUAUGGCCCGGAGAAUCGAGGAAUGUACCAAAGGGAUGGGAGGUUCCGGUGAGUGGUAAGAAGCUUCGGGUUGGGGUUCCAGCUGUCGGUGGUUUCCCGCAAUUCGUGAAAGUCAAUACCGAUUCUAAAACAAACGCUACCAAAAUUACUGGAUUGUACAUUGAUUUAUUCGAUGCCGUCAUGGCUGCACUACCAUAUGCCGUCCGAUACGAGUACUUCCCGUUUAAAAGUUCAGACGGCUCACAUGCCGCGAGUUAUGAUGAUUACUUAAACGAAGUUUACAACGGGAACUUUGAUGCUGCUGUUGGAGAUAUCACGAUAACAUCCAAAAGAUCGGAACUUAUCGAUUUCACUCUUCCAAUCGAAGAAGGUGGUGUUAACAUCAUACAAAAAAUGGAUUACGAUGUCGAUCCCAACGACAAAUGGUAUAACAUCGCUUUCAGAGCCCCCCCGUCGGAGCAUCUCGGCUUGAUCCUUUACAUCCCGUUCAUGUCAAUUGUAUAUGCAAACAGGGAAAGAAUAGUGAGCAAUUUAGCUCGAUUGGUUGUGGUGGUGUGGAUAUUCGUCGUGCUGAUACUGAACUCAACUUACACGGCAAGUCUUUCAGCAGGAUUAACAACAUUGGAGCCUCAAAAAAUCUAUAAGGAUUUGAGUACACUUGUUAGUAACAACCACAGUGUUGGAUGCCGCGAAGGCUCGUUCAUUAUCGAGUUCUUGAAAGGGCUGAAUUUCACGGACAAAAACAUCAAACUUUAUAAAACUCCGGAGGAUUUUCAUAAUGCCUUGUCUAAAGGUGAGAUAAAGGCGAUGUUUACGCGCACUACUUAUACCGAUCUCUUCUUAUCCAAGUACUGUAACAAGUACAUGACAGUUGGCACACCAAAUAUUACCAAGGGAGUUGCAUUUGUAUUUCCUAGGGGGUCACCGUUAGUUGCUGACGUGUCACGUGCGAUAAUCAAACUGACAGAUAAUCAAAGAAUAUUGGAAAUAAGGGGACACUGGAUAAGAGAUCAAUCGGCAUGCAACGGAGACGAUUCGACUAAGGAUACGUCGUUACGAAUAAGCUUGAAGAGUUUCGAAAUUCUGUUUGGUAUAACUGCGGGAAUCACGGGGACUUGUGUUUCGGUGUUUCUAGUCGCGUAUAUGUACACAAACAGAGAUUUCAUUCGGAGGGUCGUGUCCAACUCUGGCCCAACAACUUGGUCCAAAUUACGCGCGCUUUUCCGGCAUUUCGAUCAAAUAGACCCCCGAUCUUCUCUGUCUAAAAAAGGCGGCAACAACGCCGGAAAUGCGUCUCCCGAUUUUAAUGCAUAUCGAUGUUACAACGGCGAUCGAGAAACGGCGAGUGAGAGUGGAUCUUUUAGUCCACGUUCGGACCACGCAAUGUUAGAUGCGGAUCAUCAUCCAAGUUAUAGUCCAGCUUGA